This is a messenger RNA of Fukomys damarensis (Damara mole-rat), 690 nucleotides long. Its product is annotated as olfactory receptor 7E24. Gene Ontology annotation, biological process: G protein-coupled receptor signaling pathway. The transcript is spliced from 2 exons. The coding region runs from base 1 to 690 and encodes 229 amino acids. Lineage: Eukaryota; Metazoa; Chordata; Mammalia; Rodentia; Bathyergidae. The record is from RefSeq and is a predicted model, not a curated record. Gene Ontology annotation, cellular component: membrane. Gene Ontology annotation, molecular function: olfactory receptor activity; G protein-coupled receptor activity.
AUGUACUUCUUCCUCUCCAACCUGUCUUUCUCUGAUAUCUGCUUCAUCUCAACCACAGUCCCAAAGAUGAUUGUGGACAACCUAACUCAAAACAGAGUCAUCUCCUAUGAGGACUGCCUGACACAGAUGUCUUUCUACAUCUUAUUUGUAUGUAUGGAUCACAUGCUCCUGACUGUGAUGGGUUAUGACCGGUUUGUGGCAAUCUGUUAUCCACUACAUUACCACACCAUUAUGAACUCUUGCUCCUCUGUCUCCUUACUCUUGGUGUCUUUUUUAGUUAGUGUUUUGGACUCACAGACACACAAGAUGAUUGCCUUACAAAUUAUGUGCUUCAAGGAUGUGGAAAUUGCUAAUUUCUUCUGUGAGCCUUCUCAAAUCUUUAAUGAUACCUGUUCAGAUCCCUUUACCAAUACUUAUAAAAUUCUUUCUUCCAUUCUGAAAGUUCCAUCAUCAGGUGGAAGGCAUAAAGCCUUCUCUACCUGUGGAUCUCACCUGUCAGUUGUUUGCUUAUUUUACGGAACAGGCAUUGGAGUGUAUUUCGGUUCAGCCAUGUUACAAUCUCCCGGGAAGUGUAUGGUGGCCUCACUGAUGUACACUGUGGUCACUCCUAUGUUGAAUCCCUUUAUGUACAGCCUGCGGAACAGGGACAUGCAUAGUGCCCUAAAGAGACUCUGCAGAAUAGCACUCUGA